Molecule: messenger RNA, 3898 nt
Organism: Oxyura jamaicensis (ruddy duck)
Lineage: Eukaryota; Metazoa; Chordata; Aves; Anseriformes; Anatidae
Gene: LRMDA
Product: leucine rich melanocyte differentiation associated
Exons: 9
Coding region: 448-1266 (272 amino acids)
Biological process (GO): melanocyte differentiation
Molecular function (GO): protein binding
Source: RefSeq, a predicted model, not a curated record
AAAAUGUGUUAAUCAAUCUUUUACUUUUGUUUCCGGAUCUGACAUGGUGGCCCACACAAUCUACAACAUUAACAAAAAGGUCACUUAGAGAUAAAACACGUUUGACAAGUGAAGAACAAGGCAAGUGCUUUAGGGGUCGCGUCCAAUUCCUGACCUGGACUCCGACCAGAACAGGCGCUGAUCCUGGAAGGGGUGGGCGAGAGGAAGGACUUUCACUUUCUCGCCUUUAUAUCUGCUGAACGAAGUCCUUUUUCUUCCCUCGAAACACCGAUCUCCCCCAGUCCCUUAGAUGGAUCAGAUAGCCUUUAAUGAUCUUCUCUCCUUACGAGGUAGACAUAAGGCACGUUUUCCUAGAUAUUCCUCCCCCCCCCCCCGUAAAGCGGUACCCUUUAAAUCCUGCAGCCAAAAAGUUCAUAUGCUCACUGGAUGACAAAGUAAGGCUGCAGUAUGAGAGUGCGAAGAGUUUUUUUCCAGACCAGCUUCAUUCAGGUGUCCUACAUUAGUCAAGACUGUGAAGAAAUUCCAGAAUUUCUGGGAAGAAAAUAUGGACAUAUGGCAAAAAGACUAGAUCUUAGCUUCAACUUGUUAAGGCUUCCCUCCCUGCAUCUCUUCUUUAUCUUCUGGGGAACAUCCUUUCUGCUUCAGGGUUUUCUGUCCUUUGAGCAAGAUUUGUGCAUGACAGUGAAGAUGCCGGACCUCAGGAUGAUGUCAGUAGAAGGACUGAAAACAUUCAGUUACUUGGAAGAGCUGAUCUUGGACAACAAUCUACUCGGAAAUGACCUUCUGUUACCCAGGUUACCCUACCUCCAUACCUUAACGCUCAACAAGAACCAAAUAACAGAAUUAGAAAGCCUUUUGGAUCAUUUGGCUGAAGUUGUGCCCUCACUGCAGUACCUCAGCUUGCUUGGAAAUGUGGCCUGCCCCAAUGAACUGGUCUGCAAAGAAAAGGAUGAAGAUGACUACCAGAGGUACAGAUACUUCGUUCUGCACAAAUUGACAAACCUGAAAUUUCUUGAUACUCGGAAAGUAACCAGGAGAGAGAGAGAGGAAGCUCUGGUGAGAGGUGCCUUCAUGAAAGUGGUUAAACCUAAGGAUGCUAAGGCCUCUGGCGAAGCUGCCUCCCUCUCUCCAGAAAUGAACUAUACACCUCUGCCUUCGGGAUCCAGGGACCUCACCAAUCAUAGAGGCAUUUUGGGAAAAUGUCGCUACAUUUACUAUGGAAAGCAUUCCGAAGGCAACAGAUUCAUCAGAGAUGACCAGCUAUAGAACACAGCGCUCUUUUGUGCCUCUUCAGUCCCUCCACAUGAGAAGCACAAAUUGCAUCUAAAUUUUAAGCAUGUAACUAAAGUCCUCUAGUGCCUUCUGCUGACUUUGCCAAGCCUGUCAAGAUCAUCCUUCUAUCUUAGUCUGAGUAGCCACAUAGAGAUUGACAUGAUUGCCUUUAAGCAGGUCCCAUCCACCAGUGUGACAGACAGCUGCAGCCGAGCACCCAGCCUGACAGGAGGAGCACCGUGAUGGAUUGCCUGGUCCAAUUGCUGCUCGCAGAAGAGCAGGGGUCACACCUGGGGCUUCAGUGAGCAUGCUCCAUCGGUCGGCGCCUUAGCAAAAGCAGCGCAUUUAUCUCCUGCUCGCCUGUUGAGCAAGAGUGGCUGGUGAUAUCAAAGUGUUUAUAAAAGAGAGAGGCUAUAAUUUCAGAUGAAAAAGCCCCUUAUCUGUUCUAAGUUUUUUUCCCUGUGAAUUAAGUGCUUGUGUUUCUAUCAUCUCCUACAUGCUCACACAAAUCCUCUUCGUAGAGCAUGCUUGGUUUUUCCACAAAUGAUCCUAUAUGGAUUAUUCUUUCUUUCAACAGGGAAAAAAAUCCUGAAAAUAUUUCAGCUAUGCAAAGUACUAUCAAUGUGUAUUUUUGAUUAUAUGCAAAGGAAAAGGGUUUAAACAAUUUCACAGAUAAAAUUUGCUAAUUAUUAAAUUACAUCUCAACAUUUGCUUACUCUGACCUUCAGAAAAUGGGUCAUUUUUAAUAAUGUAGUAGUUGCACAAGGUUGUCUGUCUACUUGGAAAAAGCCCUCAGUUAUGAUAUUGACAGUGUGCAUUAUUCCUGGUUUAUUGCACAAGGUAUUUUUAACUUGUGUAGAGAGUGCAUUUCAAAUGAAAUGCUUAAAUUUGGAAUGAAAAAAGAGCUUAAAAAGAGGGAUAUAAAAUAAAAUUGCCACCAGAUGGGUAUGAUUACUCAGACGGGAAAAAAGACAAUAAAAGUAACUGGUGGAAUUAACAUGAUUAACAGCUUUAUUAAUAUAUUCUAGAGAAAAGUUCUGAUUAAUACCUUUUGAAUUCUAUAUAAGGGCUACUGUCAAGUUUUCAGUGAAAAACCAAGAAUGUGUAGCAUAUUUCCUGCUUGUCUAUGAAACAGGUUGGACAUGCUUAAAAUCAUGAACUUCUUACUGUGAAAAAAGGAUCCCAAUGCCUAAUAAAUAUAUCAUCACUGCUAGUUAUGAUGUGAGUGAUCUAGGAAUAUGGAAAAAUUCUGCCCUCUGUUCCAAACCUAUCCAUAUUGGUCCUAGUUGAGAGUCAUCACUGUUUGGCUGUUCUUGGUUUGUUUGAAAUUACUUGAGGCUCCUAAUUUAGAAGUUGCCUAAUGUUUUUGGCCAUUGUCACGGCUGGUGUUGCAUGCGGACGUAAAUGGAUAUGGAAGCCACUUGUAAUACCUCUACUCAUGUCAUAGAUGGUUACCAAUGAAAUGCCAAUUCAGCUUAGAAAUCCUGGGAGGUAUUAGAUAAAGGAAAAAAAAUGAAAAAAAAAAAUGCCUUUUUUUUUUUUUUUUCCACAAAAGUAAUUAUUAGAAGUAUUUUGGGCAUUUGUAUUCUCUCUUGGUUACCAAAAUAACAGCAAUUCUAGUUUGUUCAUAUUAUUUUGUCUGUUUUGAAGCCUCCACAUACUUUGGCUGUGGCAUAUUAUAGGCAGCAGGGUUCUGCUGGGUGUUGAGAAUAACCUCAUGUCACUUUCAGUCUGGUUGCAUGUAUGUUCUUGUCUUUAUGAAAGGCUUUAACCCUGCCUCAAACAAUAAACAGUACUUGCAAACUGACCGCAUGAUUUUUCCAUCUUUAUUUUGCUUGUUUACUUUUCUUAAUGUCAAAACCAUUUGUAUCAUUUUCAGGAGUGUUUUGUUCCAUGCAAGGCUUUGGAGGCAAAAAAUAUUUUUGGAAUGAGAGAUGUGAUCACAGUCUCAUCCAUUUUGGUUUCUUUUUUCACUUGGAGGAUUAUAUACCUAUAGUUAAAUAUGAUAAAGCCCUAAUUACAAGUUGCUCAAAGGGAAUUGAAAUUAAAUGUCACUGAUUCUGGAAAAGCAAAAGGAUAAUAUAUGAAUAAUUAUUUUAUAUUGCUAACAAGUGUUAGAGUAUUGUUUAAAAACUAGUGUGUGUGGAUGUUUAUAACUGUUUAUACAAACAUAAUUCUUUUUUAGCAUGUGGAGCAUUUUCAAGUAUGUUUGCUUCUUCUGGUGUUGUAAUCCACUGGUUAGCCUAAGUGGGUUUAGCUAAAGAGAAGUGGGCACAAACAAGAGUUGAAGACAUAUUUAAACACCUGCCUCUUGAAUGCUGCAGUGGAAAUUCAUAACAGGUACAAAAAAUAAAUAUAUAAAAAUGUGCCUUGCCAUAUAUGCAUUUAAUAUUUGUAAAGCUCUUCACUUUUUUCUUUUUUCCUCACAUUGUACAGUGUCAGAAGAUAGAUUUAUUCUGUAUGGAUUAUAAGGAAAGCCUGAGCAGAAGUCUGUCAUUUCUUAAAAGCCACACAACCAGCAAAUCACGAACACACACCAAAAUAAAAUAAUAAAAAGAAACAAAAUAUUGUCUGUUGUUAUGGAAAAUUAUCUUCAGUAAUCUGCUGGACCUUUAUGCUGGACAUU